GGCGCCGAGAGAUGCGUCGCGCUUCCGUGGGGGCGCGCGGCUCUGCUCCCCCGCCCCUCGCCGUGGCGGCUGCCCGUGCGACCCCGUGCCGCUGGGGUCUGCCGCCCCUCGGGGGGGAGAGCAGCGCGCCCCCCGUCCCCUGGCGGUGACAGGAGAAGCGGCGUCUUUUGGCGGCCAGAUCGGCUCCCGCUUCUCGGGAGAGGGGCCCCGCUGCGCCGGGCUGCCCGCAGUGCGGGGAGUGCCGUGCUCUGUGUUACACGUCAGUAUGUCCUCCUAGCCCCGUUUGUCUUUGUUCUGGGUGCUACUGUCUUCUCCCAACUGGCACACCGUUAUCUUGGGGGCAAAACCACAGUGGGGGACUAGUGCUGUUGUGUCCCUGUCACGAUGGAAGCAUCUGCUGCACUCGUGUUGUUACCUGGAGCAUCCCCUUUGAGAAGUCGCCCUUUAUCUCCAUCCUGCCUUUCUCCGGCGUCCACCAGGGCUUUUAUCAAGAAAAUACUCCUAUCCCUAGCGAUCUAGUGGUUUUUGUCACCGAGUGAUAGCUUCAGCUGGGGGCCGGAUGUUCCUGCUUGUGUCUUAAAAACCCAAAAACAUUGGUGACCACAAUUUUUCCCCUUUAGAAGCAAGAGUAUGAUCAGUUCUAAUGGACUUCGAGUGGAUAAGCUUGGCGCUGUAGGUUAGCGGCCAAUUUUAAAUGCUUAAACGUCCUGCGAGGGCUCUCUGGAGUUGAACCAGAUCAUUGUGCACUGUUUGAAAAAGGGGCAUAUUCUUGAAUUGUCCUCAUGAUUAGCAUGUUUUGUCCAAAGUUCUUGUACUUUAAAUUAUUCCUGCAGAUUAAGCAAACCUUAUUUUCAGGGUAGGUCUGUUAGGAGGUGUUGAGUAUGGACAAAUUACUAAUGAAGAAUACCUGUCUGAAUUUCCAUUAAUUUAAAAAGGCUUUGUCUUUCAGGGGCCAGGUGAACUUGGUUUAAAACCAGAUUAGAAAAUACAGGAAGUCCUGCAGCAGAGCAGAUGAUUAACUGCUGUGCAGGCUUGCUAUGGCAACCUUUCUUUAUGUUGUAUCAGAUUAUGUUUUACUUUUAAAAGCAGAUAAAGGAAAAGGCUGGUAUUAAAUUACGAACAAUUAAAGAUUUUUGAGGUGUGUGAGGGUUUUGUUUGUUUUGGGAUUUUUUUUGUAGGGAAUGGUGAGGAAAUUUCAGUUAGAACUUUGUUGUCAGUUCAUUUACCUGCUCAGCUGGUGACUCACAUGAAAGCAAGCCACACCACUUCUCUCUUUCCCUGUCAUGUGAGGGUAAUAAUACAGAGUUAUUUCACAAGGUAUUUUAAAUACUAGGUCUUGUAUCUAUAAUUACCAUGUGACAGAACACUAGCAUUGGUUCAUGAUCUAUAUAUAUGUGCAUAGCUUUCUGGUUUGAGAUCAGUUUGCUUGUGACUGUUACAGUGGUCUUAUGUAAGAAAUGCUCACCGUUUUGUAUGAUAAGAUAAAUUUCCCUAGCAGAAUUCUUUAAAUGGAAUUGGUUUUAGUUAGCUUUCUGUAUUUACAGCUUUAAGUGGUAGGGGAAAAUAAAAAAGAUGUCUUUGAUAUCUUUAGCUGUUACAAAUAGAGAACAGCUCUCUGAGAAUUAAGUGUUUUUGUAGAAGAAAAACCGAAACACUAACAAAUAUAUCUUUAGAAAUAUAAUUUAGUACCUCAAAUGGCAUAAAAUUGCAUCUUUUUUCUGUUGAUUUCAGUGAUUCAGAUGGGUUUAGUAGCAAGAGGGAGGCCUUUCUAAUAAUUUUAUAGUAUACCAGGGCUUCUUUGAAUUAGUUGUCAGCUUUUUAAAUAGAUUUUAAUAGAAACAUUAUGCAAGAGAUUACUAGUGUGGUUCUUACCUUUUGUGCAUGUUUUUACAAAUGUUACAAGGCAUCCAAAAGUUUUAUUCGAGAUGGCAAAUUUGACAGCAAUAAGUAGAUUAAAUAAUAAUGAAUUAAAGAAUCCCUUUGAACCCACUAAUAAGUGUGUUUUUACUGUUAUGCAUUUUCCAGCAUUGUAUAUAUUUUGUUAGCAUAUGAUUUUUGUUUGGAUUUGUAGCGUUGUGAGGUGUUUUGUUUUGGUUUUUUUUUCUUUCUGCAAAAUACUUACUGAGAAGCCUUAAAAAUGUGGGGAUCUAACACUUGGCCCUAUGUAAACAGGGAGAAGAGCAGCCGACAGCUCUUUAGAGGAUUCCAGAUGUGUCCCCUAAUGGACACAACAUUUUGCCUCUGCUGGAGCGUGAAAGUAGCUGUUUGGAUAAGCUAUAAGGAGGACUUGUGGAGAAAUGCAAGUACAGUAUACAUGCUAUGCUGGCUGAAGGUGAAAGCAUGGCAAGUACAUCUCUAUGUGCUGCUAAUCCAUCAGCAUCUCAGAAUCUUCGGAAAGUGUCUGGUUUUGUAGAAAGUAAAACCACACAGUGCUCGUUUUCAAUUGAAAGUAUCUUGGGACUGGAGCAGAAAAAAGAUCCCAUUCCAGCUGUGAAACAUCACAGACCAUGGAUGGAUGCAUGCACCAACUUGGUUUUAGGUGAUGACAGUAAUCCCCAUCUGCAAAUCCCUGUUGUUUGCUAUGAAAAUCCAUUAUUUCAUGCUAACAGUAAUCCAGUGCAAGAGGAAAAAGUUUUGAAAUGUGAAAAAUAUUUUGCGGUCACUGAAAGGCUCUCUUUUAAACGAGAAUUGAGCUGGUACAGGGGCAGAAGACCAAGAACUGCAUUCACUAGAAACCAGAUUGAAGUCUUGGAAAAUGUUUUUAAAAUUAACUCCUACCCUGGCAUUGAUAUUAGAGAAGACCUAGCUCACAAAUUAGAUUUAGAUGAAGACAGGAUCCAGAUCUGGUUCCAGAACCGCCGUGCAAAACUGAAAAGAUCACACCGGGAAUCUCAGUUUCUAAUGGUGAAAAAUAGCUUCACCUCCAGCCUGCUUGAGUAGAAGGAAGGAUGGUUUGCUGUUACGGUACUACAAUAGAACACAAAGAAUUACUGGAUUUCUCAUAACUUGUAUUAAUGAUUAUAUAUUAAUUAUGAUUUUAUCCCCAGCUUUGAAAGUUUAUAAUAAUUUUCAUUCAAAUAAACUGUAAAUACUUGAA
Molecule: messenger RNA, 3097 nt
Organism: Falco peregrinus (peregrine falcon)
Lineage: Eukaryota; Metazoa; Chordata; Aves; Falconiformes; Falconidae
Gene: HESX1
Product: HESX homeobox 1
Exons: 6
Coding region: 2320-2940 (206 amino acids)
Biological process (GO): pituitary gland development; regulation of transcription by RNA polymerase II; forebrain development
Cellular component (GO): nucleus
Molecular function (GO): DNA-binding transcription repressor activity, RNA polymerase II-specific; RNA polymerase II cis-regulatory region sequence-specific DNA binding
Source: RefSeq, a predicted model, not a curated record